AUUGAGAAAGUGAAAAUGGAUGGAGAGACUAAAAAACGAAAAACAAAGUCAAAAGUGAGGGAGGGGGUUUUCCCGCCAAAACUCCCCUAGGAAACUCCUCUCCACCUAUCAUCCACUUGGCUUGCUUGCUUGCUUGCUUUGUCUCAUUUCUAGGGUUUUUAUUCCCUCUUCCUCUUCCUCUUCCUCAUCGUUUACAAAUCCUCCGCUUCCAAACUCUGAAAAACCCCAACCUAAAAUGGGAUCUGCUGCUCUAUUGGAACCCACGGUUCCUAAUCCGACUGACCAAUCAUCAUCAGGUUCAGAUAUGAAGAAGAGCAAAAACAGUACUAAAAAGUCGGUGACAACAGGCCACAAGGGAAAGAAGCGAAGCUCACCAGAGAAAAAUGAAGAUUCAUCUACUUCUAGAAAGAUGCCAAGGCGAACAGCUGCAUGUACUGAUUUCAAGGAGAAGUCUGUUCAUAUAUCUGAAAAAUCUUCUGUUAUUGGAACAAAGAAGGAUAGGUUUGCAGAAGAAGAAGUUUUAGCUCUAGCCCUGACUUCUGGAAAUGAGGUUGACCGAGCAAACAGAAGACUAACGGAUUUUAUCUUGCAUGAUGAGAAUGGUACUUUGCAGCCCCUUGAGAUGUUGGAAGUUACCGACCUGUUUAUCUCUGGUCUUGUACUGCCUCUCGAUGAAACUUCAAAGAACGACAAGGAAAGAGGUGUUAGAUGUGAAGCUUUUGGACGAAUAGAAUUAUGGGACAUCUCUGGUUAUGAUGAUGGAACUCCAGUUGUCUGGCUUUCAACUGAUGCUGCUGAUUAUGAUUGCCGGAAACCUGCAAACAGCUACAAAAAAUUUUAUGAUCUUUUCUUUGAAAAGGCCCGUGUCUGCAUUGAGGUCUAUAAACAACUGUCAAAAUCUUCUGGAGGGAAUCCUGAUUCAAGUCUUGAUGAGUUGCUAGCUGGUGUUGUUCGUUCCAUGAAUGGCAUCAAGUCUUUUUCUGGUGGGGCAUCUAUAAAAGACUUUGUAAUUUCCCAGGGUGAUUUUAUAUAUAAUCAGUUGAUAGGCUUGGAUGAAACAUCAAAGAAGAAUGAUCGGAAAUUUGCAGAGUUGCCUGUGCUUGAUGCCCUAAGAGAUUGUUGUAGAAAGCAUCAAACUUUCAUGAAGCCAGAGGUUAUGUCUUCUGUUGAGGGUAUAAAAAUUGAUCCAGGAUUUGGAGAUGUAGAUAACAAAAUCAUUACAUCUGGUUCAUCCAUAUGUGCAGAUCAGGAAGAUGAGGACAUGAAGUUGGCAAGGAUAUUGCAAGAAGAAGAGUACUGGCAGUCAAUGAAACAAAAAAAGAAUGAGGGUUCCACUUCAAACUCAAACAAAUACUAUGUCAAAAUUAAUGAAGAUGAAAUUGCCAACGACUAUCCCCUGCCUGCUUAUUACAAGAACACAAUUGAAGAAACUGAUGAAUUAAUCAUUUUUGACAGUGACAUUGACUUGUGUAAACCUGAUGAGCUUCCUCGAAGUAUGCUUCAUAAUUGGUCUCUCUACAACUCAGACUCAAGAUUGAUCUCACUGGAGCUUCUUCCUAUGAAACCUUGUGCAGAUAUUGAUGUUACUAUCUUUGGGUCAGGUGUAAUGACUGCUGAUGAUGGAAGUGGAUUCUGUCUUGAUAGUGAUUCUAGUCAGUUUUCAUCUAGUGGUUCAGGAGCACAAGGUUUUGAUGGGAUUCCUAUAUAUUUGACUGCGAUAAAGGAAUGGAUGAUUGAAUUCGGGGCAUCAAUGAUUUUUAUUUCUAUACGAACAGAUGUUGCCUGGUACAGACUUGGUAAGCCAUCAAAACAGUAUGCACCGUGGUAUGAAACAGUUAUGAAAACAGCAAGACUUGGCAUAAGUAUUAUUACUUUAUUGAAGGAGCAAACCCGUAUAGCACGCCUCUCUUUUGCCGAAGUCAUGAAGAGAUUAUCAGAAUUCAAAAAGGAUAACUGUGCUUACAUUUCUUCUGAUUCAGCUGUUGUUGAGAGAUAUGUGGUUGUCCAUGGGCAGAUAAUAUUACAGCUCUUUGCAGAAUUUCCAGAUGAGAAUAUUAGAAGAUCUGCAUUUGUGACAGGUCUUACAACUAAAAUGGAGGAGAGACAUCACACUAAAUGGUUGGUGAAGAAGAAGGUUGUACAUAAGUGUGAACGCAAUUUGAAUCCAAGAGCAGGUAUGGCACCUGUAGUGUCCAAGAGGAAGGCUAUGCAAGCUACGACAACAAGGUUGAUAAACAGAAUCUGGGGGGAGUACUAUUCAAAUUACAGUCCAGAAGAUUUAGACAAGGAAGCUGUAUGUGAAAUCAAAGAGGAAGAAGUUGAGGAGCAAGAGGAUAAUGUGGAGGACGAUGAUGAUGAAAAUGAAGAGUUGCUAGUUUUGGAGAUGGCAGAGAAACCUAGUUCAGUUUCAAGAGGAAAUAAAUCACGCUCUGCUAAAUUUGAAAUAAGAUGGGAUGGGCAGCCUGUUGGCAGAACAAGUUCAGGGGAAGCUCUUUAUCAACAGGUAACUGUUCAUGGAGAUACAAUUGUUGUGGGGUGUGCUGUGCUGGUGGAUUCUGAUGAAUCAAAUGAACUACCUGCCAUCUAUUUUGUGGAAUACAUGUUUGAAGCAUCAGAUGGACGCAAAAUGUUUCAUGGGAGAAUGAUGCAGCAAGGGUCACAGACUGUUCUUGGAAAUGCUGCAAAUGAGAGAGAGGUAUUCCUGACAAAUGAGUGCAUUAACUUGGGAUUGGAGGAUGUUAAACAGAAGGUCGUUGUGGAGAUCCGGUUAAUGCCAUGGGGACAUCAGCAUAGGAAGGAUAAUGCUAAUGCUGACAAAAUUGAUAGAGCAAGGGCAGAAGAGAGAAAGAAGAAAGGGCUGCCCACUGAAUAUUUCUGUAAAAGCUUGUAUUGGCCUGAGAAGGGUGCUUUCUUUGGUCUUUCUCCCGAUACUAUGGGCUUGGGUUCUGGUUUGUGCCAUUCUUGUGAAAUAAAGGAAGUCCAGAAAGAGAAGGCUGUUUUCAAACUGAAUUCAUCAAAGACUGGCUUUGUAUAUAAUGGAACUGAGUAUUCUGUUUAUGAUUAUGUCUAUAUAAGUCCUGAUCAAUUUGCUGAGAAAAGGACGGAAAAUGGAACUUUUAAAGCUGGGAGAAAUGUGGGUUUGAGAGCUUAUGUUGUGUGCCAACUGCUGGAUAUUAUUGUCAAAAAGGAAACCAAACAUGCAGAAACAAAACAUACACAGGUUAAGGUCAGAAGAUUUUACAGACCAGAAGACAUUUCAGUUGACAAGGCAUACUCUUCUGAUAUUCGAGAGGUCUAUUACAGUGAAGUAACACAUGAUUUGGCUGUUGAGAGUAUAGAAGGGAGAUGUGAAGUUAGAAAAAAGAAUGAUCUUCCAGUGUGCGGUGCUCUUGGCAUUUUUCAGCAUAUCUUUUUCUGUGAACAUCUGUAUGAUCCUUCUAAAGGAUCCCUCAGGCAGUUGCCAGCGCACAUAAAACUUAGAUAUUCAACUGGAAACUUGGAUAAUGAUACUGCAUCUAGAAAGAAAAAGGGCAAGUCUGUAGCGGGAGAAAAUGAUUUAGAAGUUCAAAAACAAAGAGAAGCCUCACAGGAGAAAUGUCUAGCCACAUUAGAUAUUUUUGCUGGUUGUGGUGGUUUAUCGGAGGGACUGCAGAAGUCAGGUGCUUCGUUAACAAAGUGGGCAAUAGAAUAUGAACAGCCUGCUGGAGAUGCAUUUAAAUGCAAUCAUCCAGAGUCGCUGGUCUUUAUCAAUAACUGCAAUGUUAUUUUAAGGGCUGUAAUGGAGAAGUGUGGGGAUGUGGAUGAUUGUAUCUCAACUUCUGAAGCCGCUGAAUCAGCAGCAUCACUCGGUGAGAAGGAAAUUAGUGAUUUGCCAAUGCCAGGACAAGUGGAUUUCAUUAAUGGAGGACCUCCAUGUCAGGGAUUUUCUGGAAUGAAUAGGUUCAGCCAAAGUACUUGGAGCAAAGUUCAGUGUGAAAUGAUCUUGGCCUUCUUAUCCUUUGCAGACUACUUCCGUCCCAAGUAUUUCCUCUUAGAGAAUGUGAGGAACUUUGUAUCUUUUAAUAAAGGACAGACUUUUCGUUUAACUCUGGCUUCACUUCUUGAGAUGGGUUAUCAGGUGAGAUUUGGUAUUCUGGAAGCUGGAGCUUAUGGCAUUUCUCAGUCACGAAAGCGAGCAUUUAUUUGGGCAGCCUCUCCAGAAGAGGUUCUUCCAGAAUGGCCAGAACCCAUGCACGUUUUUGGUGCCCCAGAAUUGAGAAUCUCAUUAUCAGAAAAAUCGCAAUAUACUGCUGUUAGGAGUACUGCAAGGGGAGCCCCUUUCCGGGCAAUAACUGUGAGAGAUACGAUUGGUGAUCUCCCUGCUGUAGGGAAUGGAGCCUCCAAGACCAUUUUAGAGUAUCAAGGUGAACCUGUCUCGUGGUUUCAAAAGACAAUAAGAGGAGACAUGGCAUUUUUGACUGACCACAUGUCCAAAGAAAUGAAUGAGCUGAAUCUCAUUCGAUGUCAGAAGAUUCCUAAGCAGCCAGGUGCUGAUUGGCAAUGCCUUCCAGAUGAAAAGGUAACACUGUCCACUGGACAGUUGGUUGAUUUGAUACCAUGGUGUCUGCCAAAUACUGCCAAACGCCACAACCAAUGGAAGGGCCUGUUUGGAAGGUUGGAUUGGGAGGGUAACUUUCCUACUUCCAUAACUGAUCCUCAACCAAUGGGUAAGGUGGGGAUGUGCUUUCACCCUGAUCAAGACAGGAUUCUUACUGUUCGAGAAUGUGCUCGAUCUCAAGGUUUCCCGGAUAGCUAUAAGUUUGCUGGCAAUAUUCAACACAAGCACAGGCAAAUUGGAAAUGCUGUUCCUCCUCCUUUGGCGUAUGCACUAGGUAGAAAACUUAAGGAAGCGAUGGACAGUAAAAGGUUCAGAUAGUGGGAUCGUCCUUAUGGCAUUUGUCAUUGGGAUCGUCCUUAUGGCAUUUGUCAUUGUAAAUUGGCUUAUCAGUUUUGAGUUCCUCGUCUGGUUGCUAAAACAAAUCUCGAAAUUGUCAAAUGUCAUUGAGGCCCUCUUGUGUUUUGGAUUUGUUAGAUGUACCCUUUUUUGGUUUCUAGUCUUGUUUUGGAGGACGCUUAGUUCUGUUAAUAAGUACAGAUUUUUACCAAUUGAAAGAGUGAAAUCUGAUGAUCAUUUUGUCGUGAAUUUUUUGUAAUUA
Ziziphus jujuba (common jujube) is the source of this 5195-nucleotide messenger RNA. RefSeq names its product DNA (cytosine-5)-methyltransferase 1-like. Gene Ontology annotation, molecular function: DNA (cytosine-5-)-methyltransferase activity; chromatin binding. The record is from RefSeq and is a predicted model, not a curated record. Lineage: Eukaryota; Viridiplantae; Streptophyta; Magnoliopsida; Rosales; Rhamnaceae. The coding region runs from base 236 to 4915 and encodes 1559 amino acids. The transcript has 12 exons. Gene Ontology annotation, cellular component: nucleus.